Molecule: messenger RNA, 3204 nt
Organism: Coregonus clupeaformis (lake whitefish)
Lineage: Eukaryota; Metazoa; Chordata; Actinopteri; Salmoniformes; Salmonidae
Product: protein FAM214B
Exons: 10
Coding region: 1017-3017 (666 amino acids)
Source: RefSeq, a predicted model, not a curated record
AGGGACACUGAGCUAUUUCAUGGGCAAGGGCGAAAACAGCUAAAGCGCAGAAAUGCAGAAACAAGCAAAAUAGCCAGCCAGCCAGCCAGCCAGCAAGCAAAGGAGCUAGCUAGCUAUGUGGUCAGAGAGAAAGGGAGAGACGACAAGACGAGACUGAAAAAUGGUUCGAUGAUCAACGCUGCAAUCAACUUCUCUUCGAAGAUAACUAACAUUGGUUUUGAUAGCAAUCCGAUUGUUCUUUGAAUGUAAAAAGAGACACUUGAUGUGAAAUCGGACAGGGCUGUCCUGAAGCAAAGAUAAAAGGCAAAAAGUUCAACUCCGCUUCUGAGACGAAGGACAUGUCUAGUUAACCCUGUACGUGUCAAGCCUGUCGUCCCCUUGUUGUAGCUGAUAGUUAAUGCGCUGGGUUUCUCUGCAAAAUGCCCGUGUCAUGAUGCCGUCGCUGAGUCUCACCCUGCGUCCAGGUGACGAGGGAGGGCGUGUCGAGCCGUCGGCCAAUCACAGCAGGUGCUUUAGGAGAGUCAGUUCCUGUUUAUGUUCAUCAGUACUUCCUCUCAGAACCCUCCCGCCUCACUGACGUCCUGCCCCCUCGGCGGUAGGUAGUUCCUGUAUCCAUCUCUUCCAUCACUUCCUCUUCCUCCUGAAGCCCCGCCCCUUCCUGUGUGGCUGUGUGGGGAUGCUGGUGCUAGCUGGCACUGGUCGGAACCAUGGUGAUAGAAAGGUAACCGUGGUAGGAGGAGUCUGUGGGCACAGCUUCCUGAUGUUGUGCCAGGUGCUGACGGGACAGGAAGGCACCAUCGAACAAGGACGGGCACAGAGGUGCUGUGCAACUCUGCUUCCUGGUUUACACUGAUGACAUCACAACAGGAAGUAUAGGACCUCUCUUCCUGUAGAACGUCAAUCUCCGCCUCCUUGCACUUUUUAGAACUUCCUGUUGCUGCUACUUGAUUUCCUGUUGCACGAAGUCUCUCAGACACUUUAAGGCUCUGAACUCCAACCUCUGACCCCAAGCAGCAAUGAGGCACAUUCACGUAAAACUGACACGCGGCAGUAAGGAGGAGCUGGCUCCUGUGGAGCUUCCAUCCCAGGAGGGGGACCUGCCUCCUCCCGCGGCCCCCUCACAGGGACCCGACCUUGGGGUUAUGAGACCGGGGGUGGGGGUUCCCAGGCCCUUUGAUCAUGAAGAGCUGCGUCUCCAGAAGGUCUACCAGCUCUCCAUCUUCUCCCAGCUGGGGGGGUUCUCAGCCUCCGACCUCCCCAGGACCAGUGAGGUCCAGCCAGGGCAGGUCCAGCGGACUGACAGGGUGGGGGUCAAGAGGGGACUGGAGGAGUCCCAUCUAACCCACAAAUGGCCCCACCUGGCUGGGGACCCAGACAGAGAAAGGGACGCACUGGAUGGAGGGGUGCUGUCAGGGUCAGGACCUGGGGUAGGGGUGGGUGUUGGGAUGGGGAUGGGGGUAGGACAGGGGCCCAUAUCCUCCUGCACCAUGGUGGAUCACAGAGACUCAGAUGGGGGCCUGUCGCCUAGAUCCCCCCCACCUGCCCCCCUCUCUCCGGGCCACACCCCCGCCCGACGCCCCGCCCAGCACAACCACGACAGGCCCGUCCCGGACCUGUGGGCCUCGCUGUUGCCCAAAUCAUCCCCCAUGGUCGAGCCCCACAGCCCGCCUGGCUCCCGUAGCCCUUUACCCAGCACAGAGCCUCCUCCUGGGGGAGAUGCGCCAGCCUGCUCCCUGGGCGAUCAUGGAGGGUCUGGGGAGGGCUGCAGUAGUGGCUCCUCAUUGGGACAGCAUCACCACAACUGCUGCACUGACGGCUCCUACGGGGCCCUCGGGCCUCCUGCAGGACCUCCCCUCGGACCUCCAGGCUCCCUCUCCCACUGCUUCCCUCUCAUUACAGACCCCCAGGAGCCCGGGGAGGGCAGGGAGUGGGGGGUCGAACUGGAGUCCUCCCCGCCCCAUCCUAGUGCCACCGCCUUCACCUCCACCAACGGCCUGGGCUCCCUGGAGAAGACCCCCAGCACCAGCGGCCUCCGUGGGGUCUUUUCGGGCCCCUGCCCGGCCAAGAAGAAACUCCUAUCAUCCAGCGACACGGGAGAGUCGUGUUCGGAGGACGAGGGCCCCUCCACCUCUAAGAGGAGCCGUCUGGCCCUGCUGGCCCCGGGGUUAGGGCUGGCCUCCUGCAGGGGCACCGACGCCAAGGCUGCCCCCUUCUGGAACCACCUGCUGCCCAACGCAUGGGACCCGGACCACCCCAAGAGUGUAUCAGAAAUCAGCAGAGCCAGCAGGAGGCUGAAAAGUGGGAUGCGCCUGAAAAGUCGACAGCUGCGUAGUGGUCGGCGUACAGACACCUCGGGUCACACUGCUCGGUCAGGCUGGCCCUCUUCUUCCAUCAGCCGGUCACUACUGGGUAACUUUGAGGAGUCGAUCCUGAAGGGUCGUUUCUCUCCGUCGGGUCGUAUCGAGGGUUUCACAGCAGAGAUUGGUGCCAGCGGAUCCUACUGUCCUCAACAUGCCACUCUGCCUGUACACGUCACUUACUACGACAUCUCAGAGCACAGCGCACCCUCACCCUUCCUGGGGGUUAUCUCCUUGGAGGCUUUAGGAAAGAAGGGAUACAGCGUACCCAAAGCAGGGACCAUCCAAGUGACCUUAUUCAACCCCAAUAAAACUGUGGUGAAGAUGUUCCUCGUGACCUAUAACUUUGGGGACAUGCCCGUUAAUCACAUGACCUUCCUGCGUCACCGCAUCUUCCUGGUUCCCGUUGAGGAGGCGGUGCCAGAGGAGAAGGGGAAUGGGCCUCCAGAGCCCAGGGCCACGCCCACAGAGAGGAGGAAGAUUCUCUGCUACCUGAUACACCUCAGAUUCCAGAGCUCUAAAUCUGGGAAGAUCUACUUGCACAACGAUAUCCGGCUGCUAUUCUCCCGAAAGUCCAUCGAGGUGGACACAGGGAUCCCUUACGAGCUCAAAUCUUUCACAGAGGUGCCAAAAAAUCCCAAAUACUCCCCCCGCGUGUGAGCCUAUGAUGAACCCGCGACCCCUGACCCCAUCGCCAACGCAGCCCAUUCCUGGAACUGGGCACAGAGAGAUAAACACACAGACAUGGACGAGAAAACUUGAAAAGAUUAUUAAUUCAAACACACACACACACUGAGUAUACAAAACAUUAAGGACACCUUCCUAAUAUUGAGUUGGACCCCCCCUU